Pangasianodon hypophthalmus (striped catfish) is the source of this 8207-nucleotide messenger RNA. Its product is annotated as PAK4-inhibitor INKA2-like. Gene Ontology annotation, molecular function: protein kinase binding; protein serine/threonine kinase inhibitor activity. Bases 2589 to 3626 code for a protein of 345 amino acids. Gene Ontology annotation, cellular component: nucleus. The record is from RefSeq and is a predicted model, not a curated record. Lineage: Eukaryota; Metazoa; Chordata; Actinopteri; Siluriformes; Pangasiidae. The transcript is spliced from 2 exons.
GCUCUUGAUUCCUGUCUCACAUAUGCAUUCGUGUUUAAAUGCAUGCCUUGUGCCUUAUGUAUACACAAAUGUAUUACUCCUUUUUUAAACCACGAGCAAACAUUCUUUAUGAAACAGACACAGGAUGCACUGAUUCACUCAUUUGACAGUCGACAUCCACAGUGCCUCACAGCUCUUAGGAGUGAUGUAUUACCAUGUAUAAAGCUAAAUUGUUGACCGCUUACAGACACAUUUGUGAUAAAGUGUCCAGCUUGUGUUAUUACGACUUUAUUUUCUGAAUAUUUGCAUUCUGUGUACUGACGAUAAUGCAUUUACCGUAUUCAGAAAAAGUUUUGGAAACAUGUUUUGAUAGACAUAGGUGUAUAUAUAAGUAGAAUGUCUUAAGGAUUCUUGCCUUCAAAAAUGUAAAUAAAUAAAUAAAUAAAUAAAAGCAACGUUCAUCCUAACAUGUCCUGACAGCCCUAAUGGAAAUACAUUAAAUUACAUUAUAUCACAACGCUAAUGAAUUCUUGAUUCUGAUUGAUCAGAAGGUUGAUUAAUUUUCUAUAACAGCAGCUCUGACAGUAGUUCAGUCUACAAGGAUUUAUAACAGGAACUAGCUUGUUUCUUGUACAUUCCACAGCAUUAAAUGUAACUAAAAACUGGUACAAAUUAAUACUAGUAAUAGUAAUAAAUAAAAAAUGUAAUAAUUGGCAAAUUACUGUUUUGUAAGAUUAACUUAUUUUGAGACUUAGUUUUAUAGGACAAUAAUUAUAACAGCUCAUAAUUACUAAGCAUUCUCGCAUCACCCUGUUGUUCUUAUUCCUUACAUAUUAGACUUUAAAAGCAGCAAGUGGUUGUACUGCAGAAAUUGAAUAAACUAUGCUGUAGAAACUAAAAAUCAAGAUGCAUCAGCAUGCCCCAGCAUAUAGGGAUGUAAGCUUUCCACUAAUGCCUUUAAUUUGUUUGAAGCGUAUUUCCUCCCGUGCGCCUGACAUUUACAUGUUCAUUAACAGAGCUCGUCGAAGUGCCCUUUUCAAUCAAGGGAGGAGGCUAUUAGCAGACAGAGCAUUGUUCCUCUGCACAUUACCAGGGGAUAUAAGCACAGCAGCAGAAUAAACACCCUAGCUGAUGCAGGAAAAUGCCAAGGCUCUGGGAUAGUUAAAGGAGAUGCAGGAUUUAAUUAGAAAAACGUGAGUUAGUUGGGGCAUAUUGUGCCUCGGUGAAGUCAGUGGUAACAAGGUAUGCUUAUUCAAAAGACCCUGUUCAAUAGGGGAGGGAAAUAUGAUUAAAAAAAAAUCAUAUAACAAUUCUGGUUAUGAUACUGUACAUGGUACUAUGUUUUCAAAUUUAUUUUAACAUCAAAACUAAUUACUUAACAUAAAAAAACAUUAAAAAGGCAGGAAAUGAAACAUUUCAUAUGAAAAUACAUUAUAUACAUUCAUUUGUUAAUACUGUUAGGAACAAUGGAUAAUAGAUAAAGCCUUUUAUCUCGUAAAAGCAUAUUUUGCAGUAAUUUAUCACAAUUUCCAUAUUUGGUUGUUAUACUGCCCAGCCCUACUUUUCAGUCUUCCAAUGAAAUGGCUUCAGUGAUGCUUUCUGACAUUCAUAUUUGAGUAAAAAAAACCUGCACGAGCAGUUGUUCAAACUAGAGUCAUGUCUAGAAACACACAUGGUUGCCACCUUGCAAUAUGCAAACAUGACACUCAAUUAUUCAAGAGCAAUCUUUUUGAAAGCCGUAAGCAUCUGUAAUGGUAGAGCGUAACAGUUUAUGUGGUGAUGCCCACAGGAUUAUGUAAUCAAACAGUCAUUAUGUUCAGUGAACCCAGUGCCUAAAGACGUUUAAUUAUUCCUAAUGAAGUCAGCCAUAUGUGUGGUGUACAGAGAUGAAGAACAAGCUGAUGGUUUUAAUUAAGUGUAGCUACAUUUUCCAUCGAACUAACACACAAAUAGCACACACAUUUAUUCUAUACCAACAAAUAAAAUUUCCAAGGUUUAUAACAACAGAGUUUCAGGACUGAAGAAAAACAUGGAGUUUCCCAAUUAUCAUUAGAUAACGUGUGUGUUAUAGUGCCAGACAUUAUUUCUUUUAUUGUUUCCUGAGAGAAAGACCAUUCUACCACUUGUGUGGUCUAUUAUUAAUAUAGUAAUCUUUAUUAUAACAGGUUCAGAAAACUUUGAAUAGGUCUGUAGGGUCCUAGAUGGAUCCAGUGGAUUUUGUAAAUGAUAAGGUGUUUUUAAGAAUUAUCUGCCCUUUGAUGCUCUUUAUUACCUCCUGUCACAAUAUCAGUUCUAACACUGGUAUUGUCCAUAAUGGAGUCAAUAUUUCCAGAGUGGGUAAAACACAGUCAUGACAUAUGGCAUCCCUCUACCACCCCCACACUGAACACUCUCACCAGUUUCUGUCAAUUGAUUAUGCUUGAGUGAACCAGCCCCCCUGUUUGGGAUUAAAGUCUAGACGUGUCCUAUUGGGCGCCAGAGCAGAACCAGGUCUCCAAUUGGCAGAAAGCUACAUAUAGGGCUAGCAAACUUGGCCUCUGAAAGGUGAGAGGACUAGAGACUGACAGAAGGGAGGAACUCCCCUGUGUGAAAGAUGAUGCAAGCUUUCUAUGAAAGAGGCUGGUGAUGGUCUUCACGCUCAGAUGAACUCCAUGAUGGGAGCUCUCCAAGAACUCAAACUUCUCCAAGUCCAAACCGCUCUUGAGCAGCUGGAGAUCUCGGGAAGAAAGAAUUGUGUGGCUCCACAGCCAGCUAAAUCCAUUAACUGUAACUUUGAGCCUCAAAACCAGCAACAUCAGUUAUCUGAGAUCUCUGGCCAAGAAGAUCAAGUUCAAUUCCAUCAACUACAUCACAGUAGUGUCGGGACUUCACCCUCUACAUCCAGCCUAGAGAGUGAGGGUAUGCCUUUGCCCAGGAAGAUCUCAGGAUACACUGCUCCCCAAGUGGACUAUUGUGGCCCAAAAUUGUGUCAAACACCAACAGACCACCAAAGCAUGCACCCACACUCAUCCCAACUUACACCAGUGGAUCUGUCUGGGAUUCUCCAUAGCUUGUCUCGAGAGGGACCAUCCUUAGACAGUGACUAUAUCGAGGACAGCUUGGACGACUCCAGUGAUUGGACCUCCUCUCUCAUGAGUCGCAGCCGCAAUCGUCAACCUCUGGUACUUGGAGACAAUGUGCUUGCUGACCUGGUAGGUAACUGGCUUGACCUGCCUGAAGUGGACAAAGACUGUGUUGAAGGGGGAAAGGGAAUAAACAGACCAGACUCCCCAGCUCAUCCACUCUACCUCAGCCGAUCCCAAGAGCUCUGCAAGAGGUUCUCACUGACCAGCAACAUCUUUAAGAAGUUUCUACGUAGUGUGCGACCUGACCGGGACAAAUUGUUGAAAGAAAAACCUGGCUGGAUGCCACCAGGUCAUGACUCUGAAGCAGAGCUUUUCAAGAGACCCAAGAAAACCACUAAGGCCAAGGGUAGAUUCUACUUGCCAUUUUGGGCAGGGGGUGGACAGCAAGCAAAGGGUCGAUUGUGUCCUCAGCCAGCUGAGGAGAGCAGCCAGUUGUUAGGACUUUACCUAGAUAGGAGACCUACAGAUGCAGUGGAAAAGGUCCAGCCUUUGCUUGAUUACAAUACAGCUGUUUGGGUUUAACAAGGAAUUUCUGGAGAGCUGGGGUGGGAAUCCAACAUUUGCGCAGGACUGAGUGAGGUUAAAAUGGAUUUGGUUUGGACUUUGUCAAUGACAAUCUAUUAAAUCCUUUAGGGUGUGAAAUGAGAUCAUCUUCUGACGAUGCACUUAACUGCACUCGACUAUGAGUGAGAAUACAAAUACCCAAGACACUUCUGCUGAUAUGCUUAUAUUUUUUUAUUCUUCACUCUUUCUUGUUUUAAUGUCUUGUGCACAGGUCUACCAUGGUGUCUGUACUGAAUUACCACGGUCUGCACUGAAUUGCCACGGUCUUCAUUCAGGGCAAAUAGAGGUUUCUCUCAACUAUAAACUACUGUAAAACUGUUCAGCAUGUUUACUUUUGGAUCUGUCUUUAGAGGUUUCAUUAUGUAUGGCACAGAUCCUCUUCACAACACCUUCACGUAGACCUGCAUUUAGAAUCUUAUUGAAACAGAAAGAAAGCGUCAAACUGUUUUUAUAUACCUAGAAUUUAAUAUCACACAUGUACCUAUACUCCCUGUUUUUUUUUUUUUAAUUACAAUCCAAAAUAAAUAAUUCAUUUGCUUGUGCAAAUGCAUAAACUGCAUGUGCAGUUAGUGGACAUCUUGCAGCUGGCAUACAAAGGAAAAUAGUAUACAUGAUGGGUGGGACUUCCAGAAGAAUAAACUGAAACUUGAGAUGACAUAAUAUCAAAAAGCUACAGCAAAAAAUGUAAUAGUACAUGAUGUGUAAUAUGAUGCAUAUUUAAAUUCAAAGUCAUAUACAAAGCAUAUACAAAGUCAAUGCAGUGCUUGCUCAUUGGACAUAGACUCCAUUAGUAAAUUUGCUUGAACAUUUUUUUUUAUGUUGCCAUGUUAAUGCAUGGUUUUGUCUAUUUUGUUUUGUUUAAAUUAAUCAGGGCCUUGGCGUACAAACAUACCUGAUGGUGAAUAAGUGCUGGGAUACAUUUUCACAGUUCAUUUUUUUCACAUUUAGGUCAAUCCAGUGAUUUUGCUAUAAGCAAAAAAUGACACUUUUUUCUGUAAGAAAAAAUUCUACAUAGGCCAUAUGUACUGUGUCUGUACUGUGAUAAAGGAAGCUCCAACUGACCAGCUCGCUAUUAUCUGUGCCUGCAGUCAGAUUAUGGACCAUUUUAAAAGACAUAUAAUCCCUUUUGAAUCUUACGUAAUCUUUAACGGGGGAAUAUGAGGCUACAGUCCUCAGUUGGUGGCUUGUCAGGGAAAAAAAUGCAUACAAGUACUUACACUGAGUGGAAAAGCUGUGGGUUUUUUCCAGAUAUGAAAUAUAUUUCAGCAUCAUGCAGCAUUCACAAUUCAUGACAUAAACGUAAAUUAACGCGGAGAAAAUGCUGAUACACAAAAAGCCAUUCUGUGCUCUGAGGGUGGAAAUGAGCUGUCAACACUUUUCUACCAUACUUGCAAAGUACUUUUGUACCUAACUCUGAUUUUUAAAGUGGAAAUGAGAAUGGAAAUGUAUAAAUGAUGUCUAGUUUGUUAAGCCUGUAUUUUGUUGUCUUGCCAAAGCAAGGAUUUUUUAACAAGUUACUGAAAUCAGUGUGAUGUGUAAAUAUACUGUGAGACCUGUCUGUUGUCACAAUUUCAAUAAAAAUUUAUAUUUCUUUAUAUAGAAAAAUCCUAAUUAAGUGUCAGUGAUGGCCUCACUACAUGUCUGAAACUCAAAAACACAUGCAAUGACUGAUAAUCUGGGCUAAGACAUAUGGGAAUGCUGCAUUCUUUAAAUAAAACAUAAGGUUUUCAUCAAGUUGAGUGGUUCCCUUUGCAAAAACAGUUUUCAAAAUUAUUGGCACCCCCACCAUUAAUAUUUAAUGUAGCCUUUCCUGUAGAGAACAACACAUUGAGCCUAUUCCCAUAAUGUCUAACAAGAUUGGAGAUUUUGGACCCUCCUGCAUGCAGAAUAUUUUAAGCUCAUUUAUAUUCUUAUGUUUGUGCAUGUGGACACACUUUUCAAUCUAGAUAACAGGUUCGAAUCCAGAGACUGAAAUGUUCAUUGCAAAACUGAUUUGGAGUCCUGUGUUUACUUUUGUUGAUUUAGGGUUAAUUUUGUACCAACACUUUGUGCAGUUCAGUCAGAAACUUUGAUUUUGGACUCAUUGGACCACAAAACAUGAUUCCAACUGUAGCUCCAGUGAGGCUUGGUGGAAGUCAAGAACUUAAUUUUUUGGGUUUGGGUUUCAGAAAGGGCCAAACAGGAUGUUAUUAUUGUGGCACAUAAUAUGUAGUGUAAGGAGGGGGAAUGAGGACAUGGGAGGCAGGCUUCUAAUCUGCCAAUGAAGAUUAUUUUAUUUAAAUUAACAUAGUGCUUCCAUUGUCUGUUCAUGGUCAAUGUUAGUAGAGUUGUCUGCAUCCUCUCUCUCUCUCUCUCUCACAUUAACUGCACACAGGUGUAGAUACUCACUCAUUACCUGAUCAUUCUCCAUGACUCCUCUCCUGCUUCACAUGUGGUGCUCACACCCCAGUUGCCACAGUAAGUAUUACAUGAGAUGACUCCGAGAAUCAACAAAACUCACUCAUUCAUUCACUUUCAAUAAUCACUUUAUCCUGGUCAGUGGUUCGGUGGAUCCGGAGCCAAUCCUAGGAACACUGGGCACAAACCACCUACUUGCAUUUUUUCGAGAGAUGGGAGGAAACUAGAGAACCUGGAGGACACCCAUGUGGACAGAAAGAUGACAUGCAAAACUCCACACAGACAGUAACUUGAGCUCAGGCUCGAACCAUGCACUAGCCAUCAACUAUACUGCUAUUCGGAAACUGUGAACAUUGGGCUCUACUUAACUGCUUAUAUAUUUUUAAUUUAAGUUAAGGGUUUUUUGGAAGGGUGCUAAUAAUGCUGGAGUUGGUAUCCACCCUUCUUCCCUGUUAAAUAAAUAAAUAAAUAACUGUUUUUAGUGAAUUAGUUGACAUAACCAUUGUCACCAAUCAUUAGCAUCCCUACACCCUGUAACGGUGUUUUAUUUCUUAUAAACACAAAGAUUUCAAAACCACAAUCUGUCCAUUCAGGGCAGCCAGGUGCAGGGUUGGAUAGGAAACUGAGCAGUUCUUCCCAAGCGCAAGAACCCGAGGGCUGCAGCUGUCGUCUUCCUCACAGACUCCUUCUCUUCUAUGUUCCCCUCGGGACUGAGAGAGAAAGAGCGUGAGGGACGUGAGCACUCACUAACUGGAUGACUGCCUUCCUCUGUCCUUCCUCACUCCAUCCCCCCUCUUCCUGUCUCACUGCCUGGGCAGCUGCUGCUCUCUCACUGCCCCCAGAAGUAGGCCACAAAGCAGCGGCUCCGUCUCGUUGCACAAUCACGCUCUGUAACCCGACAGCACAUGACCAUUUUUGCUAGACAUAGUCCAGUGUUGAUAAUGAGAUUAAGAAGGGAUUGAUUUUGAGAUUGAUGAGUGAGCGAAUGUGUUUGGAAGGAGCUGGAAAGAGAAUGAGAAGUGGAUCAAAUUCCUGAUCCCACAAAUUCAUUCUUCCUUUCAAUGUCUUCAGCUGUUCCAGCCACAGCUUUACUGCAGGCCGCCGGAAUGUGCUCACAUUUCACUUUUUAUAUUUAUCACCAGAGAGACAGAGAGAGGGAGAGAGGGAGAGAGAGAGAGAAUGGUAAAUCAGAACUUCACCCUCCUGCUGAGUUGCUUUUCCCACACCUCAUACUCAGAAAGGUAUAUUAAACAGUUCACUUCCUCUGUCACAUUUUGGUCAUUUUGGUUUUGAUAGCAAUCCUGGUCACAUCUGAGUAGAUACGUGCAAAACUUUAAAGAUGUUCAAAUCAGCUCCAUAAUUAUUGGCACCCUUUCCAAUAGGAUGGCAAAAAUUAUUGUAUCCUUAAUUCUCUUUAGAGUAAGAUCCUAAAAGAUCCUAAAUAGAUCCUAAAAUAGCAUGUUCUCAAAAAAAAAAAAAAAAAUCUUAAACACAAGUGAGAAGGGUUAGCUCAUAAAAACAUGGGUUUUUCUUCUCACUCAUCAUUUUCCAGUGCCAUUUGAUAUCAUAUUAAUGAGAAAUGCAGCAUAGAAGUAGUGAAGACGGUGCAAAAUUUUGGACUCAAGGCCCCAGAUGAACUUGUGCUGAGUUACAGCUUUUCUAGUUCUACGAUCUCGAUCUGCGAUGGUGUUGAUAGCAGUAUUAGCCAUUUGGAAGCUGAUCUGUUUGAGCAGAGGGUACAAAUGAGGAGGUGAGAAAGCUGGAUAGAUUUCUCAGGACUAAAGCGCUGCUGCAUCAUGCUCUUUAAGUAGAGAUAGCACUAUCAGCAGGUAGUCGAACAGGAUUGUGGGUAAUGUAGAAAACCGUGAAAAUAGUCCAACAUAUUAAUGAAAGAAGUUGUGAAACAAGCGAUUUAAAACAUCAUUAACACACAUUAAAGACAAUGUAUAUACCUAGAGAUGUACACACUCUCAAACACAUGUACGUGUCCACACAGAGCUUCAGAUCGGCUGCUUAUGAAGCUGUUUUUGGCCUGCUUGGAGAAUAAAACACUCAUGCAGUGAGAGAAUCAAUAAACAGGAACACAGUCACUAAUGGGAAACUUGGCACACUGUUAUAUGAGCUGUACAUGUUUUAUCAGGG